AUGGGGCGCCUGUUCUGCUACAAAAGCCCGUUGGCUCUGCUACAAAAAAACCGACGGCUCUGCUACGAAAGGUUGUCGGAGCUGCUACAAUCGGCCGCCGGCGCCGUCGGCUCUGCUACAAUUGCCUGCCGCGUCUGCUACAGAAGACGGCCACAGCUGCUACAAGUGGCCGCCGGCGCCGUCAGGCUCUGCUACAAUUACCCGUCGCGUCUGCUACAAAAGGCGGCCGGAGCUGCUAUAAUUGGCCGCCAGCGCUCACUGCUGCGAGCCGCCGCUGCUGCUGCAAGUAGUCCACCGCCAGCGCUCACUGCUCCCACCCGCCGCGGCCGUUGCUACGAGCCGCCGCCGCCGUUGCUCCCACCCUCCGCGGCCGUUCCUUCCAUCCACCGUUGCUGCGACCAUCCGUGGCCAUUGCUCCGACCCGCCGCGGCUGUUGCUACGAGCUGCUGCCGCCGUUGCUGCGACCCCCCGCCGCCGUUGCUACGAUGGGCGUCUUCUCCAGCGACGGCCAUCGCUGUCGGGGGAGAGGUGCUGAUGCGAAGCUUUUUGGGGAUGGGUUUGUGGGCUUGUGCUGCGAAGCUUCCGCUGCUGCUGCAAGCUGGAGACGGACCUUCCUUGCCGGCGGUGUGA
Molecule: messenger RNA, 630 nt
Organism: Lolium perenne
Lineage: Eukaryota; Viridiplantae; Streptophyta; Magnoliopsida; Poales; Poaceae
Source: RefSeq, a predicted model, not a curated record